Bipolaris sorokiniana ND90Pr is the source of this 830-nucleotide messenger RNA. RefSeq lists its product as uncharacterized. Lineage: Eukaryota; Fungi; Ascomycota; Dothideomycetes; Pleosporales; Pleosporaceae. The transcript has a single exon. The record is from RefSeq and is a predicted model, not a curated record. Bases 349 to 810 code for a protein of 153 amino acids.
AGCGUCGUCUGCAGGCGUAUGUAUGUGGGUGCGUCGUGUCGCGAUGUGGUCAGAUAUAUCUCACCAACGGCAAGGCGUGGUUUCCAUGCAGGAAGCCGGGAGAGACGGGGGGAUGCAAAGGGCGUGACCCUGGCUCUUGGGCACUGGGCUGACGCUUGCAGGCCCGUUGCUUUCUGGCAGCUUCCCCUUAGGGAGGUCGAGUCGGGCGGUGGGUGACAGCAAGGCGGCCCUGCAACGUCUGGAACACAGUCAGCAAGCGUUGCGCAACGGCAAAGGGGCGGGCGCUAUGGCGACUGUUGUACAACAUUGGGGCGGGCACAGGUGAAGGCCGACGAGGGAGGUGUGCCAAUGCCCGUCUGGGCCAUCGGUCGACUUACCCACUCACUCACUCACUUACACACAUGCACGCCCAAAACAGGGGAAAGGCGUCCGCUGGAGUCGCUGGCGGGCGGAAACAAAGACAGGGACAAGACAGGACGACGCCUCUGCAGGCCGACGAGGGUUCACGCGCAGAGAGGAAGGGAAUGGGGAGAGUGGAUCUAUUUUGGGGCUCAGCACGCGUGUGUUCCUGACUACAGGCUUAGCUGCCCGUUGCAAGGGCGAGUGCGGUGUCCGGGCGGUGGACACGGCGGAGGAGAGGGGGUGGGCUUUGGCCAGCACUCAGCAGAAGGGGCACGAAAAAGGACGAGAGGGCCGUGGGCGGUGGGCGCCGGGCACAUGGGGCGCGCGCGAGGCGAGGGUGGCGGUGGUGGUGUGCGGUCCUGGUCCUGGCCGUGGUCGUGGGAGAGGGGGUUGUUGUGGAUGCUGUGAUGGUGGUGGUGUUGGUGUUG